Setaria italica (foxtail millet) is the source of this 1299-nucleotide messenger RNA. It is a transcript of the gene AGL6, whose product is annotated as MADS-box transcription factor 6. The transcript has 8 exons. Lineage: Eukaryota; Viridiplantae; Streptophyta; Magnoliopsida; Poales; Poaceae. The record is from RefSeq and is a predicted model, not a curated record. Gene Ontology annotation, cellular component: nucleus. Gene Ontology annotation, molecular function: RNA polymerase II cis-regulatory region sequence-specific DNA binding; DNA-binding transcription factor activity, RNA polymerase II-specific; protein dimerization activity. The coding region runs from base 258 to 1019 and encodes 253 amino acids. Gene Ontology annotation, biological process: positive regulation of transcription by RNA polymerase II.
AGCCGCACAGUGACCCUGCCCUCUUUCCCGGUCUCCACUAAUAUUCCGCUCCCCGUCCUCUCCUCCCCCAUGCCGGCCGGCUCAUUAUAUCAGCGCGCACAAUGCAAGCUGCUUAGGCCUUGUUUGUGGCAUCGUGAGGGUGUGGCCUAGCUGAGCUGGGGCGUGCUGAUCAGCAGGCGGCAGAGCUGAGAGAGAGCUAGCGGCUGUGCGAGAGCGAGAGCAAAGCUCGGAGAGGGGAGGAGGAAGGAGAGAUCGUCAUGGGGAGGGGACGGGUUGAGCUGAAGCGGAUCGAGAACAAGAUCAACCGCCAGGUGACCUUCUCCAAGCGCCGCAACGGCCUGCUCAAGAAGGCUUACGAGCUCUCCGUGCUCUGCGACGCCGAGGUCGCGCUCAUCAUCUUCUCCAGCCGCGGCAAGCUCUACGAGUUCGGCAGCGCCGGAAUAACUAAGACAUUAGAAAGGUACCAACAUUGCUGUUACAAUGCUCAAGAUUCUAACGGUGCACUCUCUGAAACUCAGGGCUGGUACCAGGAAAUGUCAAAACUGAGGGCAAAAUUUGAGGCUUUGCAACGCACGCAAAGGCACUUGCUUGGCGAGGACCUUGGCCCACUGAGCGUGAAAGAACUGCAGCAGCUAGAGAAACAGCUAGAAUGUGCUUUGUCCCAGGCGAGACAGAGAAAGACACAACUUAUGAUGGAGCAAGUAGAGGAGCUUCGCAGGAAGGAGCGUCACCUGGGAGAAAUGAACAGGCAACUCAAGCACAAGCUCGAAGCUGAAGGUUGCAGCAACUACAGAAACUUGCAGCAUGCCGCCUGGCCAGCUCCCGGCGGCACCAUCGUGGAGCAUGACGGCGCUACAUAUCAUGUGCAUCCGCCUGCUCACUCAGCUGCUAUGGACUGUGAACCCACUCUGCAAAUCGGGUAUCCUCAUCAUCAGUUUCUGCCUUCCGAGGCAGCCAAUAAUAUUCCACGCAGCGCCCCCGGAGGCGAGAACAACUUCAUGCUGGGAUGGGUUCUUUGAGUUCCCCUAUUGCAUCCAUCAGAUGAAAGUGGCAACAAAUAAAAGGCAUAUUCAGCGCUAUAUGUGCAUAUCCAUGCUCAGUGCUGGAUUUGCCGCCAUCUUUUAAAUUUGCUGUUCUGGUGUGUAAGAUCUAAUUAAGAACUGCACCUUUAUUCUAUGUGAUUGUAUUGUGGCACUUUUAUAUUUUUGUGCAAGGCCAAGAAUCUUGUAAAAAUACUUCUGUGCUGCCGGUGCAUGCAAUCCAAAAUUAUCUCUACCGGUACGUAUUAUAUCUGCUCAU